UCGUCCCCAUAGAGACAGGCUCACCGUUACACCCGCUAGUCGUCUCACAGAGGCGAUGCCAGCCUUGAUAUGAAACAGAAGGCAUUUGGAAUUUAACAAUUUCCUCGAAAAGCAGACCUCCGGAUGGUUGCCAAACAGAUUUUUUUUUUUAUUAUUGGAUUAACCACCAUCAGCCGACCAGCCGCAGCAGCUUUUACCCUGAGAGGCCGGACCGGAGAUUUGUGUCGCUGUGCAGGGAGGAGUCCUCUCUGUUAUUCCACUGGUAGCUGAAGCACAGCCAGCAUGUCGGCUUUAUAACAACACAUCCCUCUCGAAGCUGUGAAGAGGAACAAAUGCAGUAUUAGAGGAUGGAUGUGGAGGUGAGUGCUGGGAGGGACAGCACCUGGAGAGGAGCAGCAGCAGCAGCAGCAGCAGCAGAUGAUGCAGGAGGAGGAAGCAUGGAGGCUCAGGUCGUACCGCUGGACCUCUACGAUUCUGCAAGAGCCAAAAUAGAUGCAAAUCUCCGCUGGCUGUUUGCUAAGGCUUAUGGUAUAGAUCAAAUACCGGCCGACCUGAGGGACCCCUUCUACACCGACCAGUAUGAGCAAGAACAUAUCAAGCCCCCCAUCAUCCGCAAGCUGCUGUCUGCCGAUCUCUACUGCCGGGUGUGUGGGCUCAUCCUGCACGCUGAGCAGGCCGCCUCCCUCCAAGGUCACCAGUCUGUCAUCCAGGCUCUGUCCAGGAAAGGCAUCUAUGUCCUGCAGGCAGACAACACACCUGUCUCUCAUCUAGACCUCAGCUCGGCUCCCAUCAAGAUGAGCUCCCACAUCCACCUCAUUGACGCCCUAAUGAUGGCUUAUAUAGUGGAGAUGAUCAGUAUAGAGAAGGUCGUGUCCAGCAUCAAGCGUUUUUCCAACUUCAGUGCCUCCAAGGAGCUGCCUUUUGACCUGGAAGAUGCAAUGAUCUUUUGGAUCAACAAGGUGAACAUAAAGAUGAGGGAGAUCAUCGAAAAAGAGUUAAAAAUGAAGCAACAUCUGCUAGAUUCACCCAGUCACCAGAAGUCUCCCUCCAAAUGGUACUGGAAGCUUGUACCUGUCCGCUACCGUAGAGAUCACCUGUCAGGUCGGACUCUUCAACACUUCCCUCUGUUGGACGACCUGUUGAAGGAUGUGUGUGACGGCACGGCUUUGCUUGCUGUGAUCCAUUUCUACUGUCCAGAACUCAUCAGACUGGAAGAUAUCUGUCUGAAAGAGGUUCCCUCCAUAACCGACAGCAUGUACAACAUCCAGCUACUAAAAGAGUUUUCAAAUGAAUACCUGAACAAAUGCUUCUACCUGAAGCCUGAGGACAUGCUGUAUUCUCCACCAGUACUAAAGAAUAACGUGAUGGUCUUCAUAGCUGAACUCUUCUGGUGGUUUGAGAGUGUGAAGCCUGACUUUGUGCAGCCCAGGGACCUGCAUGAAAUCAGAGAUGUGCGAUUGCUGCUGCAGCCUAAGAGUUCCCGGCCUCAUGUUCCCAUCUCCAAUGUCACCAAGCAAAGUUUUAUGACAUCAUCAAUGUCUGCUGAUGUAUUGACCACGCCCCAAAGCCCAGACCUCAGCUCCAAAUCAAACUUGUUAAGUCCGUCUCACUCCUUACUGCCCCUGAGACAGCGACAACAAAAACCGGUGGAGGAGAGCGCUUCAGAGCUCAGAAGGAGGUCCAGCUCUAUCAUGCAUUCAGAUGGGCAACAUCAGGGCUCAAUACUGGCCUGGCCAGAGAGAAGGCAGAGGCCUUUGUCCCAGCCGGUGCCCUACGCCCUGCAUUACCCACUAGAGGACGACACAGACAGUAUCAGCCUUGCUCGCUCCAUCAGCAAAGACAGCUUGGCCUCCAAUAUUAUGAGCAUCACUCCGAAACACAUGCUGGGCCCUGGUCCUCAUCAUAGACUGAGUGGUCAAAGCCUGCUCAGUCACAUGCGAAUAGAGGAUGAGGAGGAGGAAAUAGAAGAGGAGGAACUGGUUGCUGUAAUUCAUCCUUCUGCGUUUUCUCGACAUCGAGUUGGGAGUGACUUCGAGCAGGAUGAGCUAGAAAUCCCAAGUGCAACAACUACGUCGAGGGUUUCUAAUACAGAUAGAUCCAUGGGUUCCUUUACCCUAGACCACCAGGCAGACAGCUACUUCCUGGAGCCUUUGAUGCCUGCUGUCCCCAAGCCAGCCAAAGAAAAGAGCAUCAGUCUGAACAAGGAGGAGGAGAGUGGCGAGAGUCGCUGCAGAGGGGCAGCAUCUGCUAAGAAAACAUCCACAAACAUUCCAAGGCCGUUACAGAGGAAAAACCCUGCGGCAGAGUCAAACAGAAGCCCCUUCACGCCCAUACAUGUGGUAGAAUCAGGCUCGAGAUCUCUCAAGCCGCCCACAGACGGAUCGAUAGGCAUCUCUCAGCAGCCCCAAGGCUUCUUUCUUCAUUUAUCUGGAGAGCCAGAGCCUCACUCCACUGAGGUAGGGCUUGACUCUGAUUCUGACAUAGCAGACCUUGAGGAAGACGAUGACGAGGAAGAUCACAUGGAGCUGACCAAAGAGACGGUGCAGAGAAUAAAGGGACGAUACUUACAGGAUGGAGAGCUGUGCAAAUUUGGAGAGGUUGAGAGUGAGUCGACCAAACUGAGAGAAGACUCGAAGGUAAGCGAGCGGGACGAUAAGGAGGACUACAGUGGGCGCUCGAGCCCCUGCCUCAGCACCAUAUCCUGGGCGAGCAGCUGCAGUGCAUCAGGCAGCACCAGUGUCAAGAUGACUAGCUUUGCAGAGAGAAAGCUUCUCAAACUUGGCCUCCGUGAUGGAUUCUCAAGUACCAGCAGCUCUCAGAAGACCACACCGGAUGGCUCUGAGGUUGCCCCCUGCCCUCCCUGGCUGAAGAGUGACUGCACCUCUGGUUGGCUUGGGAAGGAGCCCUGUUCUGUAUUGGAGAAGAGUUUGGGGGUGAGUCCCCCGGUAGUGCCUUCAGCGCUGCUGCAGCUUCACAUGCAGCUCGAAGAGCAAAGACGCGCCAUCGAGUACCAGAAGAAGAAGAUGGAGACCCUGUCAGCACGGCAGAGGCUAAAACUCGGGAAAGCGGCUUUCUUGAACAUUGUGAAGAAGGGCGGAGGGAAGAGCGACACCCUCCCACUACCCCUGAAACAUUCCCAAUCAACAGAGCUACCCGACAGGAGCAGAGUAAAGACCCAGAUGUGCAAGGACGACUCCUGUCUUGACGCUCUGAAGGUCCAGACAAAAGCUGGUCAACUAGAGGGAGGACAUUUGAACAGAGAUAAAAAGUUGAACAUUCUGUCCCCUGAUAACGCAGCUGAACCUGACCUGAACGAGUGCUCCCACUCCAUCGAUCUACUCAAUGAAGCCAUUAGCUCUAUCCAGCAACAAAUGAUGCAGCUCUCUUUACAGCAAGACAUGCUGAUGAAGCAUGUGGUGUCGCCUUCGGAAAAUGUGGAAUCAUGUACAAGCACAACUCCCAACACAACACAAUCCAACUCCUCUUCCCCGGAGUCGAGAUCGUUUGCCGUACACUUCGUGGAUAUUGGUGGUAGCAGCAGCAGCUCUGCCCCUAAUCGCCGUCCCCCCAAGCUCAGCUCCAGCCAACGCAGCAAAACCUUGGAGCAAAAACAAAGCAGAGAGAAUAGCAAGAAGGCCUCUGACAAGUCUAACGCUGCAUUUCCCAGGGAAGACUCAAAUGAAGACCAGAAUACUGAGAGUCCUGUUGAGUGCUCCAAGUUAGAAAGGUGUAUUCAGAGAAAAGCCACAUUCAGAGUCCAUGAUGACUCCAACAAACGCAACAACACAGACGGAACUGGGCCUUCCUCGGACAAAACUCAAUCCCAAGACCCACACGUCAUGAAAAGUGCAUCACUGUCCCUGUCACAGGCUGCAGAACAAGACGAGAAUAAUGUUACCAACUCAGGGAAGGAAGCUGUGGGGGGAGAUGAGAACUCCAAGAUAAAAGGCCAACUGAUUGAAGUCGACCUGUCAGAACUGAAAGAUCCACUGGAGGAUGGUGGUGGGGAUGUUGAAGACUGCAUGGCAGAGGGUGAACAGAAGAAUGUGCUUGGCUUCUUCUUUAAGGAUGAAGAGAAGGCAGAGGAUGAAAUGGCGAAACGUCGUGCAGCCUUCCUCCUCAAACAGCAACGCAAAGCAGAAGGGGCAAGAUUACGCAAACAACUGCAAGAGGCUGAGAGCGAGCUCAAACGUGAUGAGGCCAAGCGGAAGGCAGAAGAGGAUCGUGUACGUAAAGAGGAGGAGAAGGUGAGACGAGAGCUCAUUAAGCAGGAAUACCUGCGGAAGAAGCAGGAAGAGUUGAUGGAAGAGCAGGGUCUGUCCAAGCCCCGCCCACGGACCAAAUCCCGCAGGAACCGGCCUAAAUCACUGCACCGUGAAGGGUCCAACAGCCUCUCAAAAGGAUCCACCGCAUGUAAUUCUUUGAAGGUGUCCAUGUUGAUCAAAGGGAAGGGCUCAGCAUCAGCAGGCUGCAGGGGAGCUGAUCUGAGUCGCAGUCAUCGGGGAUCGACGCUCUCUUUGGCGACUGAGGGGGACAGUUUUAUCUCUGGAGGGGCGGACUCCCACAGUGUGUCUUUCAGGGCGGGCUCUGUCUGCUCAAUGGAGUCGUUUCCCAUGCUGAGCAGAGCGUCCAGCAGGAACAUGGAGAGGGACUGGGAGAACGGUUCUAUAGCCUCCUCUAUCACUUCAAUGGAGUACAAUGGUCCAAAACUCUUCAAGGAGCCGAGCUCCAAGUCUAACAAGCCAAUCAUCAUCAAUGCCAUCGCUCACUGCUGUCUGGCUGGAAAGGUUAAUGAGGGUCAGAAGAACGCUAUUCUGGAGGAGCUGGAAAAGUGCGAGUCCAACCACCUGAUCAUCCUCUUCAGAGAUGGUGGUUGCCAGUUUCGUGCAAUUUACUCUUACUCACCGGACACAGAAGAGAUCGUCAAGUUCACAGGCACAGGGCCGCGCAAUAUAAGCUCAAAGAUGGUGGAAAAGCUCUACAAAUACAGCUCGGACCGAAAGCAGUUCACGGUCAUCCCCGCCAAGUCGGUGUCUGUCAGUGUGGACGCCCUGACCAUCCACAAUCACCUGUGGCAGGUCAAGAGACCGGGGAGUGCACGCAGGAAGUGAGGAGGAGGAGAAAAACUUGUUUUAUUUUCUGUUUUAUCGAUUUAUGUUGGGCAGGACCCAAUGAUGAGACAAUUUACAUGUGGUCAUUGACUUGAUAUGACAAAGUGGGAUUAGCUGUCCUCGUGGAUGGAAAUUUCUGUGUAUGGCAGAAAAUGAAACAUCUGCCUACUGGAUGCUUUUUCUUUUCAUUCUGUUUUGUCAGAUUUUUUUGUUGUUGCAUGUGACACUUUUAUGCUUUACUUUGUUGGUAUUUUCUACAUUUUAGGCACGUUUCACAAUAUUUACAUGAUGGCCAUUUCCCUCUAGUGUGCUGAUUUGAUCAUGGCUUCCAGUCGUAUAGUUGUAGGAAUCUGUUAAAUCGCUAUCAUUUUACAAAUUUGUAGAUUGAUCAAAACCUGACAAGACAACUGGUAGUAAAAAAUCUGGAUGCACAUCAGGCCUAACUUCAAGGUAAACCAACAUAUUUCAUAAACCAUAUGGUACUUUCAGUUAAAUGACAAAAACACUUCCCAUUUAAACGAUUCCUAGCUUAGAGUGUUAGCGGUAGUUAGUUUAACCAGCUAACACUACCGCAAACUAGCUAAAAUGACUAUUACUCAUACUCCGCUUCCAUUUACUGCUAGCUAGCAAGCUAACAUAGCUAACAUUACUGUAGCUAAUGUACCCAGCUAACUUCAUUGCAGCUGAUAUAACUGUUAGCUUGGAGUUACACCUUUCCUUUUGUAUCUUGGAAUUCUGUUUAACAGUUACUAGCUUGGAAUGCUAAAGUUAGCUUUUGUGAAACAGAAGCUUAAGGGUUUUGAAAUAUGUUUUAACUGAAGUGUGGCCCAAUGUCCAAACACAUUUUGACCAUGCUUUGUUUAAAGUUCUUGAUAAAUCUGAAAGCUAUUGAUAACGAUUUGUGUUUACAUGAUACGAGUACCACACUAUAACAGCAUUUGAGCUUUCCACCCUUGGCUGAAGGUUUUGGAAAAUGGGCACCAUGUAAACACAGUGAAAUGACGAUGGACCGUUUUUUAUGCUGCAGUGCGGAGAAGGACAAGUCAAAUAGCACUGAAUCUACUCAUAGUAGCAAGCACACAACAAAUAUCAAGUGCAACUACAGACAGGCAGUGGUGAAAAUCCACUUAACGUCUUGUAAAGCCAUUUGUGCUUGGACAAAAAAAUACCCUUCUGCUGUGAUUGAUGCACGGCUCAGCAUCCAGAGCCCCGAGUAUUUACCAGUAAACGCUACUGGUCAGUGCUUUUAUAAAGAGGGAGCUUUGCUAAAACUUUUUUUAACGUGAGAAUGGAGUUAAAGUCAGUGAGUGGUAAUGUCCGAUCAUGUUUUCUAUUUUGGUGUGUUUGGGGAAGUGUGUGAGUGUUUCGUGUUGGGGAAAAGGGGACGAUUAAUGCACUGCUUGUGCAUUCAGCUCUGAAUGUUUUCUCGCUCUUUUGAUUAUGCUUUAAAUCUUCUGUCAUGCACACAGAACAAUGGAGCAAAGCAACAAAACGGAUUUUGUUUAUGUUUUUGGAGCUGCUGUUACAGUGGAAGACAAAUUAUGUUUUUAAAGCAGACGAGAUAUUACUAGUAUUUUUCCAAACGGGAAGCGCUUUUGAAGCUUAUUGCAUUAUGCCUAUACAGUGGUUUGUUAUAAUGUAUUACCUUCAUACUAUAUUCCACCUCACGUAUGAGCCGCCAGAGAUCCUGGACCGGCUCAUAUUGCUGAACCAAAAUGAACUGAGCUCUGCCACUGAGCUGUUUUCUGCUCAUCAACUGCUCACUGAUUCUAAUGAGACGUUCGAUUUCAAUGUAGCUUCUGGCGCUCAACACUAGUAAUUUCCCUGUGAUGAAUAACUGUCAGCAGCUGGUGUAAUGUUCAGAAGGGGGAAGAACUGCACAAUACUUGAUAUUUAUUUGCUGCAUUUUGUACAUUUUUGAGUAGUAUUUUUUGUACAUUACGUACAAGUUAUGUUUACUAAUAAGCAGGCACUAUUUUCAGGUGUAUUCUGUUACAGGCUUCAGAGAUGUUAUGAGUCUUAUUUCAUUGUGUUAUAUUUAUGUUAAUUUAUUUGGGAGAGCUAUAAUAAAAUGCAACUAGGUUUUUU
Messenger RNA from Labrus mixtus (cuckoo wrasse), 7199 nucleotides. It is a transcript of the gene camsap1a, whose product is annotated as calmodulin regulated spectrin-associated protein 1a. The coding region runs from base 348 to 5111 and encodes 1587 amino acids. The transcript is spliced from 20 exons. Gene Ontology annotation, molecular function: microtubule minus-end binding; spectrin binding; calmodulin binding. Gene Ontology annotation, cellular component: microtubule minus-end. Gene Ontology annotation, biological process: negative regulation of microtubule depolymerization; neuron projection development; cytoplasmic microtubule organization. The record is from RefSeq and is a predicted model, not a curated record. Lineage: Eukaryota; Metazoa; Chordata; Actinopteri; Labriformes; Labridae.